GUGCUUUGUCCGUUUGAAAGAGUUUUGGCGAGAAGUGAGCCCGAGGUUGGAGGCCUGCCAUCUCAGGCUCAGCUUUAUGCAUCCUGCCGUGAUGCCUGAGCACAGAAGGCUCGCUCCUGUAGUGGCACAGGAGAUGGCAUCAGCGAGGUUCAGGAUAUUCUCGUUAAUGAUUGAAGAAUACCGCACAGAUGUGAUCGAACGUGUGCUCCGCUCAUUUGCGCGUUUGCUCAGAAAAUGCGAUGACCUGGAGCACCUCUGCAUCGAAGUUGAAAACGCAGCAACAACGUCUUACCAAUGCGCGGAACUAUGGAAGGCGCGCUGGCUCAAGCUUCUCAGCCUCGAUCUGUCAGGGUUGAGGAUGGAGGAGGUGGAUGAGUUCGACGAGUUCACCGAGCCUGGUGGUGUUGGUGGGGGAGGGGAGCUCGUUGCGCAUCCGCAUACCGCCGAAAGAGACGAUGGUUUGGACGAGGACGAGGACAAUCUGGAUGCCAGUGGAGCUGAACAACCCAACAUUGAACAGUUCUUCCUUGCUCUGCACUCCCUCCAAACACUCAGGCUCGACUGUUACGCACCCCGCACUCCAACAAUCCGACCGGACAGCAUGCCUUCUCUGCGAGCUGUAGGCCUCCUAGGCAGCACGCUAGAAGUCCAAUGGGCGAUGCUGCCUACCCUCGUCUCUCCCCUCUCGGAUGGUAGCUACCGUCCAAUCGACAGCCUCCAGUGGGACCUCAAGUACUAUCCUUUCGCAGAUACCCGCUCGGGCACUGUUUUCCGCCUAUUCUGUCACCAUUUGGCGCGCGCCGGUACGUUGAGGCAGGUCAUGCUUGUGCGGAGCGCGUAUGGAACAGAGAGCUUUCCUUGGGUGAGGGAAUUUGGUAAAGCCGUACCGGGAAUCGAACAUUUCGUGAUCGACCCGGAUGGGAUAAUGAGCUUUGAAACCUGGCUGGAGCUACUCUCGGCUUACCCAUGCCUGAUCACUCUCAAUCCGACGAAUAACGGCAUUCAUCAUCCCUUCCUCAAACCCUUUUCAUCAAACUUCGCCUCCCUCGCCCUCUCUCGUGCUAGUGGUGGUCCCGCAGGCCAUCAUGGGCACAGUUAUCUCGGUAUGUCCGGAACGUCGUAUUCCUCCUAUGCGGGAUAUGGAGGGCUGGGGGUGCAAGUUCCCCAAGAACUGCCUAACAUGAGAGCGGAGCUCGGGCUGGAGGUCGAUCCAGACCUCGGAGAAGCAGGUGUCGGGAUGGAGCUGGGUGUGGGGGGUAUGGCCGUAGACAACUCUGAGGAUAAACGGGAGGAAGGAAUGCUCUAUCAGCUCAGUACAGUCUGCCCUCAGCUGCGCCACGUCGACGCAUGGAUACGAGAAGAUGUGCGACCUUCGUCUCGUCCUUCCUCUUCCUCUUCUUCCAGUACGGCCGGUCCACACGAGGGCGCGCCUGCCGCCAUCGAACUUACGGAACUGGACCAGGCUGCUGAGGCACGUAAGGCGAAGGUGAGGGAGAUGGGUUAUGUAUGGCGGAAGAGGGAUAUGAGCAGGCCUUGUGAGAGGGACUGCUGUCGGCUUAGGCCGCCAUAUGUCAGGGAAAGGACGUGAACGAGGUAAUGUAUGUUGGCGAAGAGUGGACGGAAGACGGUGGGCGUGAGAUGUACUGUGG
Molecule: messenger RNA, 1649 nt
Organism: Dacryopinax primogenitus
Lineage: Eukaryota; Fungi; Basidiomycota; Dacrymycetes; Dacrymycetales; Dacrymycetaceae
Exons: 3
Coding region: 77-1588 (503 amino acids)
Source: RefSeq, a predicted model, not a curated record